AUGGGCGAAUUCAGCGGGGACAAGUCUCCGCGCCUCGGGGACAAAGAGACGAGACCCGUAGUCGCGGAACCGCUGGCCGACUUCAUGGAGGAAAAACGCCUCGAACGAGUCAAGAAGUUGGUGCUCAAGGCAAGAGCCUCUACGAGAAAGGUCAGGGCAGAGUACUGCAGGACUCCGGGUUGCUCAAGGCACGCCGGGCUCUUCUCCACCUUAAACGACAGCCUGGAUCCGUGCACGGACUUCGGCAAUUACGUGUGCUCCAGCUGGCAACCGCUUCAAUCGUUCGGUCAAGAACAAAGCGCCGAAUUCGACAUCAAGAUCCAGUGGCUAACAAAAGUAGACAAGCUUCUGCAGAAUAGGUCACCGAAGUCGAAAGCUUUAAAGAUGGCGUCGAAAAUGUUUAAUGCUUGUUUGUCAAACGAUAGCGAUUCGGAAAAGAGGAACCGCGAAACCCUCGCUCAGUUUCUUGAGACGCAAAGACUUUCUCUGAAACCUGGAGACGACCUGCAACCUCUGGACGUCCUUAUAAACUUCGCGGUGAGCUGGCAGACAGAUUUAUGGUUCAAACUUAGUUUCCUGAGGGCCACCCAGGACCGGAACCGAAGAAUCCUCAUCGAACCCAGCGUUCACCACUGCGGUAAUACACUCAUUUCGGGGAUUCUGAGGGAUUACGUCCUCUGGAAAAAAUUCUUAAGUUUCCUACUGGGCCACAACAAUUUCAGUGAGGAGCAGUUUAAAAUGGACUCCGACGUAAACGAGAUGCUUUGCCUCAGUUGGAACGAAACGCAGCAGCCAGCCAUUUUUGCUCUGGGGACCAUCGCCACCCAAGUUCCAGCCUGGAGCGCCGCAUCAUGGAUCAGGGCGCUUGACGGCUCAAUUGCAGACAACCAAGGGUGGUUUACCGGUGACGACGUGGUUGUUGUUUCGGACACUUUACAUUUAAGAAAAAUCAAGAACUUGACAGCAAAGUACGAGCCGAAGAAAGUGUUGCCACACUUGACUCGGUGGAUGCUACUUUCUCACUUGGAAUUCUCGUACGGCAGCAUUAUAAACGUUAUAAUCGGUCAACGAAGCGACACUACGAAUAUAACGAGGCUUUUCUGUGCGCAGUCGACGGACCAAGCGUUUGGGCUCCCCAUUAUGUACAAGAUUGUAGCAAAUACUACAAAAGACAUUUACAAGCUGUUGACAUACACGCUCGUCGCGGCGAAGCACGCAUUUGACACAUCUCCGUGGAUCGACGUUGAUAGUCGGGCUCUAGCCAAGCUGAAACUGACGUACAUGGACCUCAAGUGGCCGUACACAGGUAGACAGAACUUAUCCAACAUCGAGAAGAUAUACACCAAAGGGACACAAGAGCCGGGAAACUACAUAGAAUACGUCCUCGCCUCCAAACGAGCGAUGAGCGAGAUAGCCCUCUUGAGGAAGGUAUCACGUCCGACGGGAUGCCCCAUGUCGACAACGGCAUAUUACCACCUUUUCAACAGCGUUUCUAUUGCGGCAAAAGUGAUAGGCGAACCGUUUUAUUACCCCGAUGCCAGCCCCGCCAUACUGUACGGCGGCCUCGGGCACACAUUUUCCCUGCAGCUAGUGCGUGCCUUCGACGGUGAAGGCAUUCUUCUGGACCCCAUCGGAAGAUUCACGUCUUGGUGGACUCCCGAGUUUAGGAAGGAAUACGCGAGUCGGGAGAAGUGCGGCGCAAGUUCGGGAAGCAAUAUCUUUCCCGAAGUUCCCGCCAUGGAAAUUGCGUUCCGCGCGUACAAGGCGACGAGGGAUCCGCUCGCACCUCGUGGACUCUAUUUACAUGACCCCUUUUCGGCGGACCAGGUAUUCUUCAUGAGUCUUUGCCGCGCGUCGUGUAAACAGGUGGACGGCUCGAAGGGUUCCGAGAGUUGCAACAAGGCCGUGAGAAACAGUAUUGACUUCGCCGAAGCCUUCUCGUGCCCCGUGGGGUCUGCAAUGAACCCGAUUUUCAAAUGUUCUUUCUUUGGAGACGUAAACGAUAGUUCUGCUAAUCGGGAACUGUAA
Molecule: messenger RNA, 2028 nt
Organism: Ixodes scapularis (black-legged tick)
Lineage: Eukaryota; Metazoa; Arthropoda; Arachnida; Ixodida; Ixodidae
Product: endothelin-converting enzyme 1
Exons: 2
Coding region: 1-2028 (675 amino acids)
Biological process (GO): protein processing
Cellular component (GO): plasma membrane
Molecular function (GO): metalloendopeptidase activity
Source: RefSeq, a predicted model, not a curated record